CAGUUUAAUGUUGGCACUAAACCGGGUAACACAGAAUUAAAACUACUCGUGGUUUAACAAGAAAUAAAGAAAAAAACUAAAACUAAAUGAACAACAAGAAAAUUUUGAAUAAAAUAAUAAAACCUUAUGAAUAAAAGUGUUUUAGAAGAAAAUCUUAAUAUAAAAAAUAUACGAAUUUAAAGAAAAAUGAUUAUAAGUUUUUGAAAAAAUAAAAGAUAAAGUUGUUUUACAUUAAAUAUUAUAAAAAAACCCCGACGCUUUUAACAGAAAACAAAUUUUUAACAAAAAUGUUUUUAAAUGAAAUAAACUGCAAGUUUAUUUAAUUUUCUAAUUGAACGGCUUAAAUUGAACGUGAAAUUGCUUUUAAAAAAAGAUUAUUUAUUACAAAAAAAGUGUUAAUUUUUAAAAUUAGCUGGUGUUUUGAGCAAAAAAAGAAAAACAACAACAAAUAUAUAAAAAAAAGUGUUAGGCAUUAAAUUGCCUUUAAAUUAAGUAGAAAAAAAAAUAAGAAUUUCAAAAUUUAUUUUUAAAUUAAUUAAAUAAACACAUUAACAACAACACACAAUGGAUUUAUUUACAAUUUUAAGACUUUUAACGGUUUUAUUGGCCAGUUUAGCAUUAACCAAAGCCGAGGCUAAACAUAAACCUGGCCGGGGGAGAGGUUCCAUGUGGUGGGGCAUUGCCAAAGUAGGUGAACCAAAUAAUAUCUCACCCAUUAGUUCGGGUAUUAUGUAUGUUGAUCCCGCCAUACAUACAACCUUAAGAAGAAAACAAAGACGUUUGGUGCGUGACAAUCCCGGUGUUUUGGGCGCCUUAGUUAAGGGAGCCAAUUUGGCUAUAAGCGAAUGUCAACAUCAGUUUAGAAAUCGUCGUUGGAAUUGUUCAACGCGUAAUUUUCUAAGAGGCAAAAAUCUAUUUGGAAAAAUUGUCGAUAGAGGUUGCCGUGAGACUGGUUUUAUUUAUGCCAUCACUAGUGCUGCUGUUACACACUCCAUUGCCAGAGCCUGCAGUGAGGGUUCCAUAGAAUCCUGCACCUGUGACUACAGUCAUCAAUCGAGAUCUCCUCAAGCUAAUGCUCAAGCUGGCAGUGUGGCUGGUGUUAGAGAUUGGGAAUGGGGUGGCUGUUCUGAUAAUAUUGGUUUCGGUUUCAAAUUCUCCCGCGAAUUCGUUGAUACUGGUGAACGUGGCCGUAAUUUGAGAGAAAAAAUGAAUUUACACAACAACGAAGCUGGCAGAGCGCAUGUACAAGCUGAAAUGCGUCAAGAAUGUAAAUGUCAUGGUAUGUCUGGUUCCUGUACGGUGAAAACCUGCUGGAUGCGUUUGGCCAAUUUCCGUGUUAUUGGCGAUAAUCUUAAGGAUCGUUUCGAUGGCGCCUCUCGUGUCAUGAUGAGCAAUAGUUUAAGACCCAGCGGUAGUGCUAAUGCUGUGGGUACUGCCAACAGUCCCAAUGCAGUGGGUUCUUCAUCAUCGGUUAUAUCCCCAAAUGCGGCCAGUCCUAAUGCUUACGAUGAGGAUAGAAUGUUAAAUGAUGAACAUGUAGUGAAACAUCAUCCAAAUAUGCCGUCACCCAAUAGUUUACCCACCUCCUCGAAUGCUGUAUCGCGCAAUUCAGUGCGUGGCAGACAAAGACAGGGCAAAAAAAAUAAUAGAUAUUCCUUCCAAUUGAAACCCCACAAUCCCGAUCAUAAGCCACCAGGCACCAAAGACAUUGUCUACUUGGAACCCUCACCCUCAUUCUGUGAGAAAAACUUGCGCCUAGGCAUCCAGGGUACACAUGGACGCCAGUGUAAUGAUACCUCGAUUGGUGUAGAUGGUUGUGAUCUGAUGUGCUGUGGCCGUGGCUAUCGUACCCAAGAAGUGGUGGUAGUCGAACGUUGUGCCUGCACAUUCCACUGGUGUUGUGAAGUCAAGUGUAAAUUGUGUCGAACGAAGAAAACGAUACACACGUGUCUGUAAAGCAACAGCACAGCUGGCGCUGGCAAUAAUAUCAUCUACAACAACAACAUUAUCAUCAUCUGCAUGAUCAUCAUUAUCAUCUUACACACACACAUUUACACACAGCAUAUACGUUUCUUUAAGCGUAUUCAGAGUAUAAAAGUAGACCUUGUCCUAGAACAAGGCUUGUUAUUUGUUUGAAUAUAUAUAUAUUUUUUUUAAUUUUUUAAUUUUAUAAACAAUUUUUCUUGUACAAUGUAUUUAUAAAAAAAAUCCCUUGGCUUGCCGUAAAUAAUGAAAAAAAAUUAAUAAUUUGCCAACCACACGAGUACAAUGAAAUCAAUGAAUGAUUUUGACAAAAAAUUAAUUUGCCAUACUUUGUAAAUGUCAAUAAGAAUUUAUUUUUAAAGCAAAACAAAAAAAUUUAAAAAAAAAUGCAAAUUGUGUGGUCUAAUUUAUUAAAACAACAAAAAAAUUUAAAAAUACAAAAAAAAAAAAAAAAAUUAAAAACGCUUUAGACUUUACUUAAGCGCUGGAUUUAAAUAAUUUAUUUUGAAAAAAAAAACACAUAAAAUUUACAUUUAUAAACAAGCAAACCGUCCUAUUCUCUAUAAAUAACUCUCAUUUGUAAAAAAAUAACUCGAAAUCUUUACACAAAAAAAAAAAAAAAUUAUAAAAAAACAUAAAAAAAACAAAAUUACUAAUUAAUUUAAAAAAAAAAAAACAAAGUUUAAACAAAAAAACUUUUCUAGCAGUAUUAAAUUUAAACCUAAAAGCCUGAGUAAUUUGCUCUCUAUAACUCUUGCUAAAUCUCUAACUCUCUCUCUCUCAUUAUAACUCCCUUAAAAACUAGAGAUCUUAACAUGAGAAACCUUAAAGCCCAGUUUAUUAGCUAAUUAAGUAAAAUAAAUUUAAAGCAAUUUUGCAACAAAUUGUUUAAAAUUUUUAAUUAAAACUAAAACAAAAUGCAUUUCCCACAAUAAUAAUAAAAAAAAACGAAAAUUAAUUAAACGAAUUAAUUUGUUUUUAAAGACUGAAUUUUGUU
This is a messenger RNA of Lucilia sericata (common green bottle fly), 2980 nucleotides long. It is a transcript of the gene wg, whose product is annotated as protein wingless. Lineage: Eukaryota; Metazoa; Arthropoda; Insecta; Diptera; Calliphoridae. Gene Ontology annotation, cellular component: extracellular region. The record is from RefSeq and is a predicted model, not a curated record. Gene Ontology annotation, biological process: multicellular organism development; canonical Wnt signaling pathway; neuron differentiation. Bases 565 to 1956 code for a protein of 463 amino acids. The transcript is spliced from 5 exons. Gene Ontology annotation, molecular function: frizzled binding; cytokine activity.